GAGCGAUGUAGUCCCUCGGCGCAGCGAUUUCCUCCUGUGCUGCCGCCGCAGCUUCUCGCCCCGGGCUCCGCCGCAGCAGUGCGGCGGGCGGCUCGCGCGGCCUCGCCGUUGCCGCCGCGCCCGCUCGGUCGUGCCCGGGGUACGAGGCGGGCCGCGGGGCGUGCCGACCACGCGGAUCGCUCCGCGGGGCGGGGCGGGGCGGGGCGGCGCGGUGGGGCCGGCCGCCAUUUUGGAACUUGUUCAUCAUGUUGGGCUCUGGAUUCAAAGCUGAACGCCUGCGAGUUAACCUACGCCUUGUCAUCAAUCGCCUCAAACUGCUGGAGAAAAAGAAAACUGAGCUGGCCCAGAAGGCAAGGAAGGAGAUUGCAGAUUAUCUGGCAGCUGGAAAAGAUGAGCGUGCCAGGAUUCGUGUGGAACAUAUCAUCCGUGAAGAUUACCUCGUGGAGGCCAUGGAGAUCCUGGAGCUGUACUGCGAUCUGCUGCUAGCCCGCUUUGGCUUGAUUCAGUCCAUGAAGGAGUUGGACUCUGGCCUGGCAGAAGCGGUCUCUACGCUGAUUUGGGCUGCACCACGACUCCAGUCAGAAGUGGCUGAGUUAAAGAUUGUUGCUGACCAGCUGUGUGCCAAAUACAGCAAGGAGUAUGGGAAGCUGUGCCGGACAAACCAGAUUGGAACAGUUAAUGACAGGCUGAUGCACAAACUGAGUGUGGAGGCACCACCCAAGAUUCUGGUGGAGAGAUACCUCAUUGAGAUUGCCAAGAACUACAAUGUGCCUUACGAGCCUGACUCGGUGGUGAUGGCUGAAGCCCCUACAGGUGUGGAAGCAGAUCUGAUUGAUGUGGGAUUCACAGAUGAUGUUAAGAAGGGUGGCCAUGGAGGGGGAGGAGGUGGUGGAUUUACUGCCCCACUGGUUGGUCUUGAUGGAUUAGUGCCUGUGCCAGUGCCGAUGCCUAUGCCCAUGCCAUCACCAAAUCCACCCUUCUCCUAUCCACCUCCAAAGGGACCGGAGAACUUCAGUGGCCUGCCGGUGGGGACCUACCAGCCUUUUACUAACAUUCAUCCACCACCGAUUCCAGCAAACCCACCAACAUAUGAAUCUAUUGAUGAGCCUAAUGCUGACAAGGAUGCUUCUUCUGCACUGGUGGCCGGGCCUGGACCCAAGUCAGAACCUUCUCCAAAACCAAGAGCUGGACCUCCUAAUACCAUUGAUAACUUUGUAUUGCCUGAAUUACCUUCCGUGCCGGACACACUGCCAACAGCAUCUGCUGGCACCAAUUCUUCUGCCUCUGAAGACAUUGACUUUGAUGAUCUUUCUCGGAGAUUUGAGGAGCUAAAGAAGAAAACAUAAGACUGAGUGGGCUAUAACUCCAGUGAGAAGGGCAGGAGCUGUGAUAGCUUCUUCUCUCUAAAACACUCCCCCCUGAAAUCGGUUUCCUAUAUUAACCUCAAAUGAACACACUCUUCUUUUUGAGCUCUCUUCCUGCUGUACUUAAACCAAAUGCUGCAGCUUUCCCAAUCGUUGCUCCAGGAGUUGAACUGUGGGGAGUCUUGUGAGACUGAAGCAGGGAACAGUUUGCACCAGUCUGGGUAGCUAUAGAGGAAACCCUUGCUUGACAUUCUGACUGCCAUUCCUGGCUGUCUGCAGCAGCUGUGCUGUCUUCCACAGAGACGGGUGAUGAAGGUUGAAA
Oxyura jamaicensis (ruddy duck) is the source of this 1686-nucleotide messenger RNA. RefSeq names its product IST1 factor associated with ESCRT-III (gene IST1). Gene Ontology annotation, biological process: protein transport. Lineage: Eukaryota; Metazoa; Chordata; Aves; Anseriformes; Anatidae. The record is from RefSeq and is a predicted model, not a curated record. The transcript is spliced from 10 exons. The coding region runs from base 246 to 1346 and encodes 366 amino acids.